AUGGAAAAACAUGAGGAGCAUUUACACGAGAUUCUUGGGGUUCUGAGAAUGGAGAGGCUAUAUGCCAAGUUCUCCAAGUGUGAGUUUUGGUUGCGUGACGUUCAGUUUCUUAGACACCUCGUUAAUCAAAACGGUAUCUUGGUUGAACCAGCCAAGAUAGAGGCGGUUAUGCAAUGGGAGGUUCCAAAGUCUCCAUCUAAGAUCCGGAGUUUCCUCGAUUUGGAGGGAUAUUAUCGAAGAUUCAUUCGAGAAUUCUCCAAGACUGCGGUUCUUCUCACUAAGUUGAUGAGGAAUGAUGUUAUAUUCAGAUGGGGACUUGUGAAGCAGGCAUCGUUUGAGACUCUUUGGCAGAGACUUUGUGAGGCGCCGAUAGGACAUGUGAUUGCAUAUGAUUUGAGGCAGCUAAAGUCUCAUGAGAUGAAGUAUCCCACUCAUGAUCUCGAGUUGGGGAUGGUGGUUUUUGCCUUCAAGAUUUGA
Molecule: messenger RNA, 477 nt
Organism: Lactuca sativa (garden lettuce)
Lineage: Eukaryota; Viridiplantae; Streptophyta; Magnoliopsida; Asterales; Asteraceae
Product: putative mitochondrial protein AtMg00860
Source: RefSeq, a predicted model, not a curated record